GUACCAGCCUUGGAAGUAGAGCCGGCGAGGAACCUGCAGUUCGCCGGCUACAAUAGGUCUCUUUCGCAGCCGAGGUGCAUCUUCUCCCGGUUCGCGACCGCUCGGAUUUCCUUGAACUGCACCAAAGCGCCCAAGCGCUUGGAAUCGCCUUUUCGGAGCAAAACCCCAAGAAUGAAGAAAACCUUGUUACUGGAGCCUGCCAUUUCCUUAUAUUUUUUUGCCUAUUCUUUGACCACUCCUCUGAAGCAGCAAUAUGUAUACAAGAGGAUCUGGGAAGAAACAACCAACUCUACCUUCAUAGUUCAAGAUAAUAUGUCUCAUUGUGAACUGAAUCAAAGCAACCCAACCUAUGUGAAGCAAAAGGAAGUCCAAGAAAAAGCCUCUCUCUUUGCUAUGAAAACAGAUUUAUGUGGGGCAAUUUUCAGCAUUUUGGUGGCCUUUGUCCUGGUGGCAAAUGGAGAUCGAUAUGGACGCAAAAUCUCAUUAGUUCUUCCCCUGAUGGGGAGUCUUAUCAGCAGCAUCUUCCUCUUUGUUAUGUCAGAUUUAUCUUUGCCCCUCUACCUUUUCUUUGUUUUCUCCUUGGUUGGGGGGCUGUUUGGAGACUUGGCUACUUUUCUUGGAGGAGCCUUUUCCUUUGUAGUUGAUUGCUGUGAGACUCAGAAACAAAAGACCAUCCGAAUAGCUGUGGUUGACUUAAUCUUUGGAUUCACAUCCGGAUUGGGAGGAUUGGUCUCAGGAUACAUUCUAAAAGAAAUAGACUUUAUGUGGACAUUUGCCAUGAUUUCUCUAUUUCACAUGGUCAACAUUUUCUAUGUCAUAUUUUGCUUGGAUGAAACAGUGAAAGUCUCUGCAAUCCAGACACAAUCUUGGCGGGAAGGUCUUAAAGACACUCUUUCUGGAGUAUAUAUGCUCUUUAAAUCCUCCUCCUGUAAGAAGCGAAUUUUAAUCAUCUUGCUGCUUUGCACAUUCAUGACUUACCUUUUCACAAUGUUUGGAGGGCUUAGUCUCUAUGUGCUAUACGAACUGAAUGCUCCACUCUGUUGGGACGCCAUUUACAUCGGAUACGGCUCAGCUGUGUCCACCUCAGUCUCUGUGACUGGAUUCCUGGGGAUUGUUUUCCUUUCUCGGUAUCUGAGAGAUAGCUACCUUGUUUUUAUUGGAAUUUUCUCUUAUAUGGGAGGAAGUAUCAUGACUGCCUUUGCCAACACUACAUUGUUGAUGAUGUUGGUGAGAAUACCAUCGAUGCUCCUUUUCAUACCCAUUCCAGUUAUUCGAGCCAUGUUAUCAAAAAUAGUUCUUCCUAAUGAACAAGGAGCUUUAUUUGCUUGCAUUGCCUGCUUAGAGGUUGUGACUGGGACCAUUUCAAUUACUGUCUUUAAUACCAUCUAUGCAGUGACUGUAGCAUGGUUUCCUGGCUUCAGUUUUCUCUUUUCAGCUGGCUUCUGCAUAAUUCCACUGAGCUUAAUGAGUUGGUUUAUGUAUGUUACUCGGCACGAAGAGGACUACGCGCAACUCCCAACUGAAGAGGGCUGUCCUGGCCAGAAUAACAACAGCUGAACAACCGCUGAACAGAGAAUACACCUAUCAGCUACUGCUCUCACGUUCUAUAAUGGCUUGACCUGUGCAUGGGGUUGCCAGAGUUUCAGUGCUUUCAAUGGCUCCAUUUUGAGAAUUCCACAAUAAUUGAUUGGCUCAAGUUUGCUUGCUGCCCUGUUGCACAUUGCCCUUUGCCCUUUGAUCCAAACUAGGUAAAGCCAUAGUCUACUAAAAAAAUGUAUUUGCUUUGUCAGAUCACAGAUUAUAAAAUUAUUAUGAUAAAUAAGCAAGUUAUGCUUAAAAUAUUGAUUGGAUUAUAUGUGUUUUCUAAUCCAUCCACUAAUCUGUAUCCUGAAUUCAAAAUUCUCAAGAUUUAUUUAUUUAGGUGAGUAAGGUUAAUCCUUCAUGAUCACCCUAUGAAGUAAGUAUCUCUUCUUUUUUUUGUCUCUGUCGGAAUUCUUUAACCUCUAUUAUAUUCAUUGGCUCCUCUUUUAACAAAUGCAUAGGUUUAGACAGAAAGUGUAAAGUAGUUAGUAAGAGAUUGGGCUGGAACUGGGGAGGACUACCCUGUUUCCCCUAAAAUAAGACAUCCCUGAUAAUAAGCUCAAUCGGGCUUUUGAGCCCAUGCACUAAAAUAAGCCCGCCUCCCAAAAAAUAAGCCCUCCCUGAAAAUAUUUAAACACAUGCACAGCUGGUCCCUGCCAUUUCCUCUGGUUAGGGUUAGGGAGACAGAGCUGGAAAUCAGGUAAGACAGCAAGAGGAGCCCUGUCUUGCUCCACACGCCCCAAAAUAAUAAGACAUCCCUGAAAAUAAGGCCAAGCACUUAUUUCAGGGUUCAAAAAAAUAUAAGACAGGGUCUUAUUUUCGGGGAAACAACGGUAGAUAAAGUCUGCUCUCAGCCAUAGUGCAGUCGGAUCCAGACUUAAUCAGACUUAACUUCACUGGUUAUUGUGGAGAAAACAAGGAAGGCCACAGUGUAUAUUGACUUAUAGGCUAAGAACGGAAUGUAAUAACGGUAAAGUUCAGUGAUUCGUAUUCCUUAUAGGAAUUGAAAAGCAAAGAGAAGGAGUGGUGAGCCACCCUGUAAAUCAUAACCCUCCAUUCUCCUAACUUACUUAGUUUUGUAAAGAGGGUAUUAUGUAGAACACGGGUGUCAAACUUGCGCCGUCACGUGACGUUUCAUGACGUUUCUCCCUUUCGUGGAAUUGGGGUGGAUGUGGCCUGUGCGUGAUGCAUCUGGACCACGGGCCACCAGUUUGACACCUGUGAUGUAGAAGAUACAGCAAAAAUCAUACAUUUGCACUCUAGGAUGGAAAAAAGGGUCAACCAAUAGGCAAACAUAGUUUUUUAGUUGAGUCCAAAAAUCUGUAAACUAGAAUUUCCUUCAGAAAAUAGAAAGCAUAUCUUUAUUGAGAAAAAAACAGAGUUUUCUGGUGGAAGGAAGGAAGGAAGGAAGGAAGGAAGGAAGGAAGGAAGGAAGGAAGGAAGGAAGGAAGGAAGGAAAAUGAAUGAAUGAAUGAAUGAAUGAAUGAAUGAAUGAAUGACCAACAGGCAUGUCCUGAUCCAACAGAACUGUAUAAAUUUCUCUUACGUAAUUGAGAAAUCCUUGCUUGGAUACUUGCCUCUACCUCAAAUUUUUCUUAGCAAUUAUAAUGAGCAUAAAAUCAUAGCAAUACUGUAAAGACUUGGAAUCCAAAUGGGUACCAUUAGUAAUUUGUAUCCCCUGUACAGGUGUAUUUUGAAGGGAUAUGGGAAUGAGGGGAAGAGUAAACUCAACUGAAAACCUCUCUUCUUAUUGCACAUGGUCUCUGAAAGCUUUUGCCUCUUGAUUUUAUGAAACCAAACAGAUUUUUCUCAACAAGAGAAGAAUCAUGCCUAAGGCACCAGGCUAGAAACCAGGAGAUUGUAAAUUCUAGUCCCAUAUUAGGCAUGAAAGCCAACUGGGUGACUCUGGGCCAGUCACUCACUCUCAGCCCAGCCCAGCCCACCUCACAGGGUUGUUGCUUUGGAGAAAAUAGAGGAGUAUUAUUAGGUAUGUUCGCCUUGUGCUAUUUAUAAAAAUAAUAAGAGAUAUAUAAAUGUUAGAAUAUUAACAGAAAAAUAUGUUGCCACUACCUGAUGUUUGCCACCUUCUGUUAAAUCCUUAAAUGUGCUCACUGCACUUCUGGCCUAAUGUAUUAAAAUGUACAACUUUAGACAUGCUAGUCACAUGAUCUAUCAAAUCACAUGUGCCAAAAAGAGCCUGCAGACAAAGGCACUGUAAUUUAACACCAGCUGUCUGCAAUUACUGUAAAUUUGAAUCUCAUCAGGCUCAAGGUUGACUCAGCCUUCCAUCCUUUCUAAGGUAGGUAAAUUGAGGACCCAGUUUGUGGGGGCAAUAAGCUGACUUUGUAUAAAAUAUACAAAAGUAUGAAGGCUAUUGCUUAACGCACUGUAAGCUGCCCUGAGUGUCCGGAGAAGGGCGGCAUAUAAAUCAAAUUUUUUUAAAAAGGCAAUUAAUCUGCAAUAUUUCCUCUGUGUUUUCUUUUGAAGUGCACUAUGUAAUUUGACAUAAGAAACAGACUUUUAAUGGUAUUUUGAUUUUGCUUGGGAACUGGCAAGUGGUAGAGCCAUGCAUCAGUGAUUUUAGGAGAAUUUUACUAUGAAUAAUGGAAGUGACAUACACAGGGUCCGCAGUGCUUGUACUGCAAUAUAUAACUGCCUGCAGAGCAGGUUAUUUAUUAUGCCUUCAGGCUGCCAUUGAAGACAAUAUUUAAACUGAGGUGAAAUGAGAAGUGGGUAGCCUAAAUGCAUCAGCAGCGAAGUGCACUUGAUAAUGUAUUGGCUCCAUUGAACACUGUGGUUUCUGGGUAAUUCCAUAUAGGGUUGUACCUUACAAUCUUUAGUGGGUUGUGGUUUUUUGUAUUUUUGUAAGUAUAUACCAUUUUAUUGUUGUUAAUAAAGACUAAAAGCUAUGAUUAGAGAA
Pantherophis guttatus is the source of this 4501-nucleotide messenger RNA. RefSeq names its product solute carrier family 46 member 3 (gene SLC46A3). Gene Ontology annotation, cellular component: lysosomal membrane. NCBI's taxonomy places the organism in Eukaryota, Metazoa, Chordata, Lepidosauria, Squamata, Colubridae. Gene Ontology annotation, biological process: vacuolar transmembrane transport. The record is from RefSeq and is a predicted model, not a curated record. Gene Ontology annotation, molecular function: transmembrane transporter activity.